Molecule: messenger RNA, 1422 nt
Organism: Aspergillus terreus NIH2624
Lineage: Eukaryota; Fungi; Ascomycota; Eurotiomycetes; Eurotiales; Aspergillaceae
Product: nicotinate phosphoribosyltransferase
Exons: 5
Coding region: 1-1422 (473 amino acids)
Biological process (GO): NAD+ biosynthetic process
Molecular function (GO): nicotinate phosphoribosyltransferase activity
Source: RefSeq, a predicted model, not a curated record
AUGAGUCAAGAAGGAACCCCUCCUCUGCCGGAGGGCAUCUCCUCCCUUCUUGAUACCGAUCUAUACAAGUUGACGAUGCAAUGCGCCGUUCUCAAGUACUUCCCUGAUGUCCACGUAACAUACGGCUUCACGAACCGCACUCCGCAGAUGAAGCUGACGCGGGAGGCAUAUAAAUGGCUUCUGAACCAAAUGGACCGUCUCGCAAACGUCCACGUCACACCUGAGGAAAUCGAAUUCCUGAAGAAACGCUGUCCCUACUUCAGCCCGGCCUACCUGGACUUCUUGACAACCUUCAAACUCAAGCCUACCGAGCAGAUCGAAAUCCACUUCACCCCCACCACCGACACCGGCAGUGACGACGACGUUGGCGACAUCCACUACGUCGUCAAGGGUCUCUGGGUGGACACGAUCCUGUACGAGAUCCCGCUGCUGGCGCUGACCAGUGAGGCCUACUUCCGCUUCUGCGACAAGGACUGGGACUACAGCAACCAGGAGGACAAGGCCUACCGCAAGGGCUGCGUGCUGCUGGAGAAUGGCUGCGUGUUCUCCGAGUUCGGCUCGCGACGCCGCCGCGACUACCACACCCAGGACCUGGUCAUGACGGGGCUGUGUCGUGCCGCGGCCGAAAAGAAGAAACAGGGUUGGUCAGGCGUCUUCACCGGCACGAGCAACGUGCACUUUGCGAUGAAGUACGACGUCGAUCCUGUCGGUACUGUCGCUCACGAGUGGUACAUGACCAUUGCGGCGAUCACGGACGACUACGAGCACGCUAAUGAGAUAGCCCUGCGGUACUGGAUGGGCUGCUUUGGAGAGGGUGUGCUCGGCAUCGCGCUGACCGAUACCUUCGGCACGCCCGCCUUCCUGGACGCCUUCCGCAAGCCCAUCCCCGACUACACCAGCGCGGGCGUCGGCGCCGUGUCCACGACGGCCUCCGGCCCCGGCACGACCGGCGAGUCGACGCCCCAGAGCGAGGCCGACACAAAGCCACCCAUCGCCGCGCCGAUCGACAACGGCAGCCACCCGCAUCCCUCCAAGACGUACGCGCAUGUGUACACUGGCGUGCGGCAGGACUCGGGCGACCCGACGUACUUCGUCAAGAUGGUGCGGGAUUUCUACGACCGCGAAGGCAUCACAGAGAAGAAGUCGGUCGUAUUCUCUGACUCGCUGAACAUCGAGCACUGUCUCGAGUACAAGGUCAUUGCGGAGGAGGCCGGGUUCCGGCCUGUUUUUGGAGUUGGGACGUUCUUUACCAAUGACUUUGUCAACAAGUCCAACGGGGAGAAGUCGAAGCCGCUGAAUAUCGUUAUCAAGAUUGCCACCGCGAAUGGUCGGCCCGCGGUGAAACUCAGUGACAAUAUGGGCAAGAACACGGGCGACAAGGAGACGGUGCAGAGCGUUAAGAAACGGCUUGGGAUAUACUGA